GUUUUCUUUGACAUUUUUUCUUCAAUAAUGAUUUUCGUAGUUUUUCCGGGAUUGGUGAAUUGACAUCGUCGACACGAGUUGGUGACUGUACACAUAGUUUGUCGUUACUAACGCAUGUAGAACCAGUUCAUCCAGUGUUGCUGACAAGCUGGCAUCAUGUCAAACACUUCCAGUGAUACCGAGUCGUCAUGUGGCUGGAGCAUCAUUAGCAUGGAGGGUUCCGAUAUCGAGACUUUGGUGGCAGAUGGCACGGUGCAGCAUGGAGCCGAAGAGCGUCCAGCUCUUGUGCAACCAGAGCUGCAGGACUCUCAAGCUGCAUGUUGUGAUGACAGCUCACUGGAUGACACACUGGGAGAACAAACCAUGGACAGGGCAGCAUGGACCUCAGAGGCUGAUCCUGAUGACCCCACGAUGGAAGAGCAAGUCGCUGUGUUGUCCUUCAGCGACCACUCUGACAUCGUGACACUGCAGGAGCUGAAGGAAGACGAGCGUGACUGCGCCGAGCACACGCCGACUGCCGACGAGGGCUCCUUUAUGGGCACAUCGUGCAGCAGCCAGUAUGCAUUCAUCGCUGGAGACCCUGUUUUCCCAGCUACGCCGCAGCCUGCAGCCCCAAACUCCAGCAGCAGCGAAGAUGAGGCGGCACCAAACGUUGCUAUUCGAAGGCGCCGGUUGAGGAAGAAUACAACAAACACUGUGACAGAGUCCUGCGAGGAGGAGGAGGAGGAAGCCACGACGGUGGAGUCGGAGGAGGGAGAUGAGACGCAGCAGGGGCAGCAAAUUGCACUCAGACCAGAGACGCUGAGAGCGCAAAGCCAAGGCGGCGGAACCAUCAACUCCUGCAUUCUGCUCGCCCUCAUCAUCGCCCUCAGCAUUGGCUUCGGACACUUCUAUUGUACGGAUUCAGACAUUGAACUUGGCACCAUGCAAAUACAAAAGCAGAAGACAGAAGACAAAUUCCGGGAGAGAGAGCUCGACAGUCUAAGAAAUGUUCUUCAUGAUCAUGUCAAGAGUGACAGUCUGAGCCAGGAAGAUUGGGAUGAGCAGAAGCUUAUUUCAUUGCUCAUGCAAAAGAACAUGGAGUUCAGCGGCCAGCAGGCAUUUGUUCAGGUCCAACGAGAGGACCAGGCAAUGUUAGCAAGACAGAGGGAGGCUGAGAGCCUGGCAUUGACCACCACGAACCAGCAGCUGAAAAGCUCCUUGGAGCAAAAAGAGAAGUCCCUGUCUACCCUGCAGGAAGAAUUGAGGAGCCUGCAAUCCAGGAUUCGAGAUCUGGAGGUUAAGGGGGCGGCGGCCGACGCAUUGCUAUUGGAUAACCGGAGGCUGAAUGAGGAACUGGAGGGGGAGAAGGAGCUGAGGAAGAAGCUAGACAAGGAGAGGAAGCUUACACAUGAGGCAGACAAGGAGAGGAUGCUUACAUAUGAGACAGAGGCUCAGGAUCUCAGAUUGCAACUGAGGGAGCUGGAGAAGAGGCUAGGCUUUGAGCAGCAGCGCUCCGACUUGUGGGAGCGGCUGUAUCUGGAAACCAAAGAAGACCGGGCCAAAGGCGAUACGGAACCAAAAAUGCGCACGUCAGGAAUUGUGGAAGAUACGUUUGAUGCGGUCAAGAACUCCACUAAAGAGUUUGUCCACCAUCACAAACAACAGAUCAAGAAAGCCAAGGAAGUCGUGAAGGAAAACCUGCGCAAGUUCUCCGAUUCCGUCAAAUCUACUUUUCGCAAUUUCAAAGAUUCGGCCUCCACCUUCUUCGACAAGAUGACGAGAGAAGGUACAAACUACUAUGAAGAGAAAAAGUACAAGAAGAAAAAGGCUCAUUCCAAACAAGACGCCAACACCCGCAAACCAGGAGACCGAGUCCAUAAAGAACAAGGCCAGAGCGGCCCAAAAGGAUGCCGGGGAGUCUUUGACUGCGCCUACCAGGAGUCCAUGAGCAUCUUCAACAAAGCCACGGAGCCCAUACGAGCAGACGAGUUCCACCAGCUGCUGUGGAGCUACUUGCAGCGGGAAGUCCACCACUUCCAUCACUGGAAGGAACUGGAAAGCUUCAUCAACGGCUUUUUCCACAACGGCCUCUUCAUCCAUGACCGCAUGCUCUUCACAGACUUUGUGAGCAGCGUGGAGCACUACCUGGUCAGCAUGCCCGAGUACCACGGCCUCCACAACGAUGUCUUUGAAGACGUGGACGACUUCAUUUACAGACACCUCUUCGGAGAGGCGUAUGUCAAGAGCAACAGACAGAGUUUUGAAUCUCCCAGCGGACCUCUGGAACGACCAGACUCAAACUCCAAAGAGGAGUCGAGGACGAAGAAUCGAGGCCGUCGACAGCAGAGACAAAAAGCGCGGCAUCACAGCGAGCAAAGAAGCAGGCACAUGGCCGACGUCAAAAUCGAACUGGGCCCUAUGCCGUUUGAUCGCAAAUACUGAACACUUGUUGAUAGGUUGGAUAGUUGUGGUCGUAGAGGUAGUACCUCUUUAGUACCACUAUGCGUCGCUCUCGCCAGUUUGCACCAUGUUUUUAUGUUUUAACGCUACUAAAUGUCCGGGUGGUUUUCCAUCAGAACAAUUUCAGAUGCACUUUAUAUGAAUUGGCUUCGGACUGGGGUGGUUUUAUGUUCUGAAAAGAGCACCUGUGCUGGAGGGCAAACUAUGAAAGGCCACAACACAAAAUGUGCGUUUCAGCUGAACAAAUUGCUUUGCCGUUCUACUAACUACUAAAGAAGUCCAGCUUGCCUUCUUGGUGUUGGAAAAAAAAGAUUAUAAAUAAGCACAGAUGCUGGUUUUUUUUGUCCAAUAUAGAAUUACAAUGCUGUUAUGUACUCCAAAUAUUGUUAAGGCUGGAGAAAGUGUACAUUUGUUGACCUUUACGGAAGGUGGCAAGAUCAGAUUUUUGGGGGUGCUGCACAAACAUCUUGAAGAAAUCCCUUAAAUUGUGAAGGUUGUGGGUUUUUUUUUUUUUGGGGGGGGGGUUGCUUUUAACUGUAGCUACAGCUCCGUAUCUUAACUUUUUAUGGUCUCUUCCUGGAAGUGUGAGGUUAUGUUAUCUUAAUUAAAAAAAGAUUUGCAGCUCAGCUCAAGCUAUUGUAGGGAAAACAACUGGAAUAUGGAUUUGAUUUGGAGCCCCAAGGACAUGUUUGUGAUGAUGCAAUUGCUUUCAGAUUGAUGCUGUUCUAACAUUCCUUUUGUUUUCUUUGAUGUGCAUCUAAAAGGCAAAAAAAAGAAAGACAACUUCACACGAGUUUUAUGUGUAUAAAAUAUUUCUGAAGAAACGUUUUCACCAUACAGCGCGUAAAAUCAGACGCAGUCCUUCGGUUGUCAGUGCCUUACAUAAAUAAAGAUUCUUCCUUCAUCAUCUC
Molecule: messenger RNA, 3353 nt
Organism: Syngnathus acus (greater pipefish)
Lineage: Eukaryota; Metazoa; Chordata; Actinopteri; Syngnathiformes; Syngnathidae
Gene: ccpg1
Product: cell cycle progression 1
Exons: 10
Coding region: 157-2424 (755 amino acids)
Cellular component (GO): membrane
Source: RefSeq, a predicted model, not a curated record